Molecule: messenger RNA, 3317 nt
Organism: Lagopus leucura (white-tailed ptarmigan)
Lineage: Eukaryota; Metazoa; Chordata; Aves; Galliformes; Phasianidae
Gene: BORA
Product: BORA aurora kinase A activator
Biological process (GO): regulation of mitotic nuclear division; activation of protein kinase activity; regulation of mitotic spindle organization
Cellular component (GO): nucleus; cytoplasm
Molecular function (GO): protein kinase binding
Source: RefSeq, a predicted model, not a curated record
GCGGAGGCGGGCGGUUUAGAUUGCAGUCGGGUAUGAGCGAACGUCGCGGUGGCGGCUCGGUAGCGGCGGUGCGGUGUUGAUGCAGGAACAGCGCGGUGCUAUGGGCGAUACGGAAGAAGCCCACAUGCAGAUCAGCCCCGAAACUCCUGGGCGGGUCACAGUCCUGAAUCCUUUUGAAAGUCCCAAUGAUUAUUGCACCCUUCAGGAGCAGAUUGUCUCCAGUCCUUCCGUCUUCAAAUCAACAAAAUCUUCAUCUACACCAGGAAAAUUUAGAUGGUCUAUUGAUCAGCUUGCUUUAAUAAAUCCUGUGGAAAUUGACUCAGAAGAUAUCCGACGCCAAGCAAUGUAUUUGAGUCACGCUAGAAUUGAUAAGGAGACAGAAGAGAGGAGGCAGAAAGCCAUUGAGGAGUUUUUCACAAAGAGUCUCAUAGUUCCUUCUCCUUGGACUGAACAUGAAGGCAAGCAAGUUUCACAGUUUAAUUCAACAAAAUCCAUAGAUCUAAAUAACAUUUCUCCAAUUGGAAGACAGCUAACUUUGCCUGGGAAAACCAAUGCUGCUUGUCAAACAGUACUGUCUUUGCCAGUAGAUUUUAAUUUAGAGAAAAUCCUAGGUGAAUAUUUUAGAACUGAUGAAUUUGCAGAUCAGUCUCAGGAAAAUCUGAGCUCUUCAUCACUCCGAAGAAAGCUGUUUUUGGAAGAAAAUGGAAACAUAUCUGAAUGUUUGACCCCUUCUCUGCAUAAUCCAUGCAGUAGUCAGCCACUUGGAGUGCUUUGCUCAAUAGAUAUAUCUCCAGUUCGGUGUAGAAGCCCCCUGGAAACAUCUAGUUCAGGUCAGUUUUCAUCUAGCCCUAUCCAGGGAGGAGCAAGGACUUACAGUCUAGGAAGUAUUACCAGUCCCUCAUUUCCAGAAGGGUCUCCUGCACGUAAUGGUUCUCCUACUUUUUCACCUAUUGCUUUUCAUAUAAGACAUACACCGCUGUCAGACCAAAGAAAACUUGCAUUUUGUUCUCCAGAUAUUCCUUCUGUCUCAAAUAGAAUGACACCUGCAAGUACAAGAAGUCCUUAUAUAGAUGGUUGCUCUCCAAUUAAAAACUGUUCUCCAAUGAGGCUUGGAGGGUGUAGAGGAACUGCCCAGUACCAAACUUCUGUCAUUAGAAUACCAUUUGCUGUUGAAAAUCACGAUGAGGAUGAGGACAAGGAAAAUGCUUCUCCGGCAGAAGCGCGGUUCCCAGAAGUGGAUAAUGGAAUCAACUUCUGUCAGCAAGAUGGCGACACCUUUGCACCUGGUACACAUCUCGUCGUUGCAACGGUGUCUAUCACACCAGAUCAUUCGGAAGCUUGUCAUCAAAGGUUGUCAUCCUAUCAGGAUAUAGAAGGCUUGAAGGAAAAUAAUACUGUAGAUAUGGCUGAUGCAGCUGAAGUGUCAGAAAACACUUGGAUAAAAGAAACAAUUGGCAAUAGCAGUGCACCAAUGACCAGCUUUAUGACAGGGAUUACUUUCAGUAUUGAAAACUCUCGCAUGUGCAUGUCACCUCUUGCAGAAAGUAGUGCAAUUCCGUGCGACAACAGUAGUAUUCAGGUGGACAGUGGCUAUAAUACUCAGACGUGUGGGAGCAGCAUCAUGGAUACUGCAGGGGCUGAAAACAGUUGCAGAGAAAAUGAUGUGAACACUAACACACUUCAGACUAAACCUCAACUUCCUAAGACAAAGGAGUGUUCUGUUUUAAACCACAAAGACAAUCAGUUGCUGGGAGCAAAAUCUCCAGAGAAGCAGUCCUGUUUCCAUAAAGUGAAAAUGCAUCAUACAGUAUUUUGUCAAAGUGCGAGCUGUAACGUUUCUACCUGGAAACAUAAAAAUGAAAAUCAAAUUCAGGGAUUUCACACAAGUGCAAGGAUAACCAAUUCCAGGAUGCUGCAUGGAAAUGCUUCCAAUUCUGAGCAGCAGCUCACAGAAGGGCCUGUCUCAAAGUGACAAAUGCACGCUAUUGGCACACUGAGCCUGAAAUAGUUGGUCAUGUCUAAAUGUCAAGGGGACUGGAAAACAUGUUAAAAAUUUGCAAUAUGAACAGAAUUGCAUAGCAUUACAAAGCAAUGGGUUAGAAUUGGGACUUCUGUGCAGCCGCUGUAUGAAUGGAACAAUUCCUGAAAAACUUUGAUCAAUGAUUUUACCAUAAAGUGUUGCUGAAAAAAUACACUUAAAAGAGAAACUUCUCUCAAUUAAACAGUAUUUGGUUUUAGUUCUCACAUUUCAUAAUCAAUACGUCUAAUUAAAAAAUAAAAACCUUCAGGUUUCUAACCAGUGAACACAACACACAAAUUGUUACAGAAGUUAAAAAAAAAAAAAAACCAAAACAUUUCAGUACUGUGUACCUAGCAAUAACUUGAACCUAAUGUCCCGAGUGCACUGCUUGAUAAACUUGAAGCAGUGCCCUGCUAAAAGGUGAACUGCACUGAAUUGAUUACUUAUAGAGGAUUUUUUUCUUUUUAAUAAAAAAUUAAUUUGGACAUCUGGGAAAUGAGCAUGUUUAAUAGGGCAUCUGAAAUGAGCCUCAGAUGAUAAGGUUUGAAGCUCAAAGACUAGACAACUUAUUGUCAAUUUAAAAUAUAUUUAUUAUCUUGUCUUUUCUGUUUCUAAUGAUUUUAAGAAUGAGUUGGAGUGGUGAAUUGUAGAUUUUUGGAAUGUGCAAAGGAUUUAUUUUUUUAAGUCUGAUCACCAAAAAAUAAUAGUAUAGUGAGUAUAGGUAAGAAGCAGGGCUGUCCAUAUCGUAAUCAUUUAUGAACUGUAUAGUAUGUAUGAUUAAGACUUGUUUUCUUUUAAUUAAAACUUGUGAUUCUUUGUAAUGCUGUGUUCUAUUACCAGAGGUUUUUAAAGUAACUGCAGAUUAAAACAGAUACAAAAAUAAAAGCAAUCCCUAAGAUGCUUGAUUGUACCACAUCCAAGUAUUUCCUUAAAUGCAAGGGGAAGAUAACACCAGAAAUGGUUGUACAUGUGAAAUAAGACAUUCCUUUACCCCAGUGAAAUGUUAUCUUCUGUCUUGUUUCAGACUUCAGUCUAAAAUUCAGAUUUUAUGAAACUUGCAAAUAUGCUUUGUAUAAUUGUUUUGUGGAAGAAACCUACGGUACGGAUUACCAUGGAAAUCAUUCGACCAUUCUGUUUUUGUCUACCAUUCUGUUUUUGUAGUCGUACUUCCUGCGUUGGUUGGCACAUGUUGCACAAAACAGUCCUUGUUUACAUUAAAUAGCUUUUAAAAAAGAGUCUUAUAACAUGAAUAGUUGUAAAUUGAGUAGUAAAACAGAAUAAAGACUUGUCUUCAAUA